ACAAUCUCUGUAAAGUGUUUAACACCUAAAAGCCACGAGAAAGUAUGUUGGCACCCCAAGCAAAGUGGGCCCUGUACAGUCUCCGCGUUACUGAACGUGCGCACAGCUGAGUCGCCCCAGGUGGAAGUAGUCCAUAUAAAGUAGGCCUCCGGAAAGUCCCGCCCACUCCGCGCCGGGCGUGGAGUAAGGCUUGACUCCACCCACUCCAAGAACGCAGCCCUGUGAUUGGCCAUGACGCAUCCUAGAGCUGCGCAAUUGCGUACGAGCAGCUACUCUCGCGUUUCUUUGUUUGCGGGAGGAACAUGGCGGAUCGGCUCACGCAGUUGCAGGACGCCGUGAACUCGCUUGCAGAUCAGUUUUGUAAUGCCAUUGGAGUGUUGCAGCAGUGUGGUCCUCCUGCCUCUUUUAGUAAUAUUCAGACAGCCAUUAACAAAGAUCAGCCAGCUAAUCCUACAGAAGAAUAUGCCCAGCUUUUUGCAGCGUUGAUUGCACGAACAGCAAAAGAUAUUGAUGUUUUGAUAGAUUCCUUACCCAGUGAAGAAUCUACAGCUGCUUUACAGGCUGCAAGCUUGUAUAAGCUGGAAGAAGAAAAUCACGAAGCUGCUACGUGUCUGGAGGAUGUUGUUUAUCGAGGGGACAUGCUUCUGGAAAAGAUACAGAGCGCACUUGCUGAUAUUGCACAGUCCCAGCUGAAGACAAGAAGUGGCACCCAUAGCCAGUCUCUUCCAGACUCAUAGCACAGUGUAUAUAUACCGUGCGUGCGGCUGAGAAAAGAACUGUUUCAAUGCCAUUGAGAAUUCUGCAUCAGAUUUAGAUGGAAGCCUUACCAACAGUUACAGAAACGUUAAGCACUAUGACACAUGUUAUCUUCUUAGCUAUUUUAAAUAGUCUUCUGUUUUCACUCUUAAUAAUAAGCUUGUAAAAUCGUGAUUGAACCAGCUUUAAACUGUCAUUAUGCCAUUUUUUAUAAUUGUUAUCUGGGUUAAAUUAUUGAGGCAGAUAUUGCAUUAAUGGUCAUAAUAUAAUUAAACAGAUGUACUAUAAAAUUC
Orcinus orca (killer whale) is the source of this 1049-nucleotide messenger RNA. RefSeq names its product mediator complex subunit 21 (gene MED21). Gene Ontology annotation, molecular function: transcription coregulator activity. Gene Ontology annotation, biological process: regulation of transcription by RNA polymerase II. Gene Ontology annotation, cellular component: mediator complex. The transcript is spliced from 4 exons. Lineage: Eukaryota; Metazoa; Chordata; Mammalia; Artiodactyla; Delphinidae. The coding region runs from base 303 to 737 and encodes 144 amino acids. The record is from RefSeq and is a predicted model, not a curated record.